UACAGGCUGUGACUUUUCAACAAAACGAUACUUUUUAAUUGCAGAAUAACAAAAAAACUAAACUUAUUCUAAACUAUAUUGCUGUAAAAUAAGAAUACGUUUGAAAAAAUGUCCGACAUCCAGACGCUAGUAGACAUGGGCUUUCCUAAGGAUAAAGCGGAAAGAGCUCUACAAGUCACCGGUAACAAAGGUGUCGAGGCAGCUAUGGAGUGGUUGUUGGCACAUGCAGACGAAGACAUUCCCUCAAGUAGCGGCUCUUCGGAUGCAGCAGUGUCCCAACCGACUGCUGAACAAACCAGUUCAGCUCCAACGGGUGAGACUGAGGUUGCAACCAGCGACGCUUCCUCUCCGGUGGCAAAGUCCCUCAAAUGUGACGAAUGUGGAAAAUUGUUCAAAUCCCAGGAUGAAGUUGAGUUCCAUGCGGCGAAGACCCAGCACAGUAGCUUCUCGGAGUCCACCGAGGAGAAGAAGCCGUUGUCCGAGGAAGAAAAGAAAGCUCAGCUAGCUUUGCUGGAAGAGAAGAUGAAACGAAAACGACUCGAGCGGGAGGAAAAUGAAAAGAAGGAAGCAUUGGAACGGGAGCGACUGCGGAUCAAAUCUGGUAAGGAUAUGUUAGAAGCCCGCCGUAAGCUAGAAGAGCAGGAGAUGAAAAAGGUGAUGGAUCAAAGGAGACGCGAAAAGAUGGAGGAAAAAGCGGCACGCGAGCGUGUUAAAGCACAAAUCGAAGCAGACAAGGCCGCUCGGAAGGCCAAACAAUCUGGUGAGCCGGUCGCUUCACCGGUACCUUCAAGUACGGUGUCAUCCUCAGGAGAGCUUGCAGCUACUAAGCCAACAACGACGAAGUCUUACACUAACACACGCAUACAGAUUCGCAUGCUAGACGGAAGUGCCUUGGUUGAAACGUUCGACGCCAAGGAACAAUUAGCUGCUGUUAGACUUUUUGUCCAGCUCAAACUCGGUGCGAAUCCAGCACCGUUUGGUUUCAUGACUAAUUUCCCGAAAAAGGUGUUCUGCUCUGAUGAUUAUGAGGUACCACUCGACAAACUGGGUUUAGUGCCCUCAGCUGUGCUGAUCGUAACUAAAACCCCAUGAGUAUGGAACGUGUGACUCGAGCUUCGCAUUACGUAUGGUACUACUCGUUGUAUGUAUUUUUAGGGCUAUUUUCCGGAUUCAAUAAAACGCUGAACAGGCUUGGUUGUCAAAUAUUUA
This is a messenger RNA of Wyeomyia smithii (pitcher-plant mosquito), 1209 nucleotides long. RefSeq names its product UBX domain-containing protein 1. Lineage: Eukaryota; Metazoa; Arthropoda; Insecta; Diptera; Culicidae. Gene Ontology annotation, molecular function: protein binding. The transcript is spliced from 3 exons. Bases 109 to 1092 code for a protein of 327 amino acids. The record is from RefSeq and is a predicted model, not a curated record.